AUGCCCAAACGCAAGCUCGACGAAGUCAGAGGACCUGCGCUCCCGCGCCCGUCCAGCGACACCCGCAAAAUGUCCAUUCACGGCACCCGGUUGACGCAAAUGUUCGAGAACGGCGUAUUGAUGAUCAUGCGCGGUCUCAAGACAUCGCGCGGCUUUGAACGACAAAAGCUCAGUCGACGAGAGAAGACAGCGAAGGCGCAGAAGGACGAUAAGGCGUUGGCGCGACUAAAGGAAGAAAUUGAGACUCUGAAAGGUCUCGAUUACCAUGCCACAUCCGAACGAUACCUGUUCAAGCAACUUGUCAGGACGAAGCGGAUUGCAGAAACACGGACGUUCGGCGAGUUUCAGGCCGUCAAGAAAGUCUCCCAGGAAGGACCGAAGAGUACCGCCGAAGCCAACAUCCUGGCGCGACUAUUCAAAUCGACACCUGUGCAGAAGGAAAUUCCCGGCAUUAUGGCUGGUAUUCGGAAACUACUAAGAGUCGAUGACUUGCCGGCCAGCAAGGCGACGAAAGAGGAUAACAAGAAGGAUGCGCCAGCAAAGAAGGCACGAAAGGAUAUCACCGGGUCCGAGUCUGAAUCAGAGACGACGUCAAACCCCAGGCGCGGCGAGCAGGUCUCCCGCUCCACGAACGACAUGGAAAUCUCUACAGACGAAUCCGGAGACGAAGACCUUUCACAAUUCGACUCGCGACUUGGACCGGGUUCAGACUCUGAAGCUGAUUCGGAAUCUGGCGACGAGGAAGACCGCGCCGCAGGCGAUAUCUCAGAUUCUAUCUCCCGUUCACCAUCGCCCUCCUAUUCCGCUGCAGACUCUCCGCCAUCCAAGAAAGUAAAGGCAGCCAAGGGUGCUGCUGCGCCAGUGAAAAGCACAACGUUCCUGCCGACUCUCAUGAGUGGUUAUUGGUCUGGCUCAGAAGAAGCUACUGAUGAGGAAGAUUCUGGCGCGAAGCCUGUCCGCAAGAACCGUAUGGGUCAGCAGGCGCGUCGGGCUUUGUGGGAAAAGAAGUUCGGAGCCACUGCAAACCACAUCAAGCAGGAGCAGAUGGCUGCGAAGUAUGGUGGCAGAGAUAAUGGAUGGGACACGAAGCGCGGUGCAACUGACGGUGCGAGAGGAGGGAGAGGAGGUAGAGGAGGUAGACGUGGUGCUUUUGGUGGUGGAGCUGGGCGGCCUCAGAACAGAGAUGGCCCCGCUGGUGCGCCUCGGUCUGGACAGCACUCUGGUGGCAAGCCUAAAGGGCCGCCUAAGGAUGAGGGCCCAUUACAUCCUUCCUGGGAGGCAAAGCGGAAGGCCAAGGAGCAGGUUGCGGCUACUUUCUCUGGAAAGAAGGUUACGUUCGAUUAG
Molecule: messenger RNA, 1344 nt
Organism: Penicillium coprophilum
Lineage: Eukaryota; Fungi; Ascomycota; Eurotiomycetes; Eurotiales; Aspergillaceae
Product: BUD22 family protein
Exons: 2
Coding region: 1-1344 (447 amino acids)
Biological process (GO): maturation of SSU-rRNA
Cellular component (GO): nucleus; 90S preribosome
Source: RefSeq, a predicted model, not a curated record